CUGGUAAAGAUGGCGCUCAGCAUCCGAGGCCGUCCUAUCCGAAGUAUACGGAUGCGAGGUCGAAAUGACAGUGGGGAGGAAAAUGUACCACUUGAUCUCACGAGAGACCCAUCUGAGAACAUGCGAGAGAUCCUCCAAAAUGUGGCCAAACAGCAGGGAGUCUCGAACAUGCGCAAACUUGGCCACCUUAACAACUUUGUCAAGCUGCUCUCCAAUGUUGGGCUUUCAGAGGAAAAGUUUGGCUUUACCUAUGAAGAAAUUAUCAUCUGCCUCAGGUUGGCAUUGCUCAAUGAGGCUAAGGAGGUGCGGGCGGCUGGUCUGCGUGCUCUCCGCUACCUCAUCAGAGACAGCACUAUACUCAAAAAAGUUCUGCGGCUCCAGGUGGAUUACCUGAUUGCCAGAUGCAUUGACAUCCAGCAGAGUAACGAGGUGGAACGCACACAAGCUCUCCGACUGGUGAGAAAGAUGAUCACUGUGAAUGCCCUGCUGUUCCCAAGCUCAGUCACAAACUCCCUCAUGGCCGUGGGCAACGAUGGUCUCCAGGACCGGGACCGUAUGGUACGCGUCUGCAUCGCCAUUAUCUGUGAACUUGCACUGGAGAACCCAGAGAUUGUGGCUAAGAGGGGUGGUCUCAGUACCAUCCUGAAGAAUGUAAUCGACUGUCAGCUCAGUCGCAUCAAUGAGGCUCUGAUGACCACCAUCCUGCACCUGCUAAACCACCCACACACACGGCAAUAUGUUCGAUCGGAGGUGGAACUUGAGCAAAUCCUGGCACCUUACACUGACUUUCACUACAGACACAAUCCAGACACAUCAGAUGGUCAACUCAAGGAAGACAGGGAGGCUCGGUUUCUGUCUAGUAAGAUGUCAAUUAUUGCUUCCUUUCGCUCCUGGUCAGGCAUCAUUAACCUGUGCAAGUCAGGCAACUCUGGAAUCCAGUCUCUCAUUGGUCUGCUGUGUAUACCAAAUAUGGAAGUGAGGCAAGGUCUGCUGGAGGUGAUGUAUGAUAUAUUCAGGCUCCCUGUUCCUGUGAUGACACAAGAUUUUAUAGAAGCUCUUCUCAGUGUGGAUCCCAGUAGGUUUCAGGACAGCUGGAGACUGUCAGAUGGUUUUGUAGCCUCAGAAGCAAAAAUUAUACUUCCCCAUAGAGCACGGUCCAGACCUGAUUUGAUGGAUAACUAUCUCGCCUUGCUACUUUCUGCCUUUAUCCACAGUGGACUUUUAGAGGGUCUGGUUGAAGUGAUUACCAGCAGCGAUGAUAGCAUUUCAGUUCGUGCAACCAUCCUCUUAGGAGAACUCCUGCACAUGGCCAACACCAUUCUCCCUCACUCCCACAGUCACCACCUGCACUGCCUGCCCACUCUCAUGAACAUGGCUGCUUCUUUUGAUAUUCCUCAGGAGAAAAGACUGCGGGCAAGCGCUGCAGUGAAUUACUUGAACCGAUUUCAUGAGAAGAAGAAACGAGGCCCCAAACCUAGCAGUCUUUACUUGGACCUCAUUAUUUGCAAAUCACUGGCUGCUCAUUGCUUUAGGGACCAGCAUCUCAGACCCCAAAGAGACAUUUUUGUCAUUAAGGACACUGAGGAGGCCCUAAUGAUGAUCCUCAGAGACAGUCAAAUUCUCAAUCAUAAACAAAAUUUGGAUUGGAACUGGGUCCUAAUCAGUACCAUAUUGAAGUGGCCCAAUGUCAACCUUCGGAACAACAAAGAUGAACAGAUGCACAGGUUUGUGCGAAGGCUUCUGUUCUUCUACAAGCCUAGCAGUAAGCUGUAUUCCAGCCUAGAGCUGGACCACAGCAAGGCCAAGCAGUUAACGGUGGUGGGCUGUCAGUUCAUUGAGUUCCUUAUAGAGUCCGAUGAGGAUGGGCAGGCGUAUCUUGAAGACCUGGUGAAGGACAUCGUGCAGUGGCUGUCCUUGUCCUCUGGACUCAAACCAGACCGUAGUCUGCAGAGCAAUGGCCUCCUCACUACCCUCAGCCAGUACUAUUUCCUCUUCCUGGGCACUCUUUCAGCCAACCCGCAGGGUGUUAAGAUGCUUGAGAAGUGCAGUGUCUUCCAAUGCCUGCUGAACCUGUGUUCCCUGAAGAAUCAGGACCAUCUUCUAAAGCUGAUUGUUUCCACACUGGACUACAGCCGUGAUGGCUUGGCACGAGUCAUUCUCUCAAAGAUCCUCACUGCUGCCACUGAUAACUGCAGACUGUAUGCCACCAAGCAUCUGCGGGUACUACUCAGAGCCAAUGUAGAGUUCUUCAGCAACUGGGGUAUUGAAUUGCUGGUGACACAGCUACAUGACCGCAACAAGGCCGUCUCAAUAGAGGCUUUGGACAUACUGGAUGAGGCCUGUGAAGACAAGGCAAAUCUUCAUGCUCUGAUUCAGAUGAAGCCAGCACUAACUCACCUGGGAGACAAAGGUGUGCUAUUGCUGCUAAGGUUCUUGUCCAUUCCAAAGGGGUUCUCCUAUCUAAAUGAGAGGGGGUAUGUCACUAGGCAACUCGAAAAGUGGCAGAAGGAAUACAACCUCAAGUAUGUGGACCUCAUAGAGGAACAGUUAAAUGAAGCUCUCACAACUUACCGUAAACCAGUGGAUGGAGAUAACUAUGUGCGACGGAGCAACCAAAGGUUACAAAGGCCAAAUGUUUAUCUUCCAGUGCAUUUAUAUGGACAACUUGUGCAUGAUAAGACAGGCUGUCAUUUACUGGAAGCUCAGAAUGUAGUUCCAGAUCUGAGCUACACAGUGCGCUGCCCAGUGCUGGACAAAUGGGAGGGCAUCAAACAACUUAAGGCUGCACUUUGGGCCCUGGGAAACAUUGGCACUUCUAACUGGGGACUGAACCUCCUGCAGGAGGAGAAUGUGAUUCCAGACAUCGUCAAUCUUGCUCAUGACUGUGAGGUUCUGUCUAUUAGAGGGACAUGUCUUUAUGUUCUGGGACUCAUUUCAAAAACUAAGCAGGGUUGUGAGUUACUGAAACUGCAUGGCUGGGAUGCGGUCAGGCACAAUCGCAGGCAGCUUUGGCCUGUAGUGCCAGAUGAGGUGGAGCAGCAGCAGAACCUCCAGCAGCUGCAGCAGCAGCAACAACAGCAGCAGCAGCCCCUCAUCCAGCUUUCUUCAGCUCCCAGCACCCUCAGCCUGAACUCUGAGUCCACCAGCUCCAGACACAACAGUGAGAGUGACUCCACUCAGCCCAGUAUGUACAUCCUGAAUGAUGAUAAAUUUGAAAGCUGUGAGCUCUCUGAGGACCAGCCACUGUACAUCAGGCCCAAACUUCUAAAGGACCUCAGUCCAUUUACCAUUCUGGCCUCCAGCCGCCUUGUCCGUAACCGCUUCCUGAUUUCGCUCUCUGGAAAAAAACUUCGCAGCACCAGUGAUCCCAAAGGCACUGGCAGCAGCAGUAACUUCCAUGGUGAGCCAACUUUAGGAGGCCUCAGGAGGGUUCGCACCAUCACGGAGCCCUCUAUAUUUUCUCCUGGUCAAGCAGAUGUCUUCAGUCCUGUAUUUACUGAUGGGCAUCUGCCGAAAAGCCCAAGCGUAAGUCUGGAGACCUCCUUUAUGGGCAGCAAAACUUCGGACUCCCAGGGCAGCACAUCCAGCAUUGGAGAGCCAGAGGUACAGCUGCACAGAGCUGUGGAACGGGGUGGAGACGCCCACCGAGAGCAUAUCAGUCGAGAAAGGUUGGCCGGCGAUGUCACCACUUCUGGGGGUGUGAGCCAAUUUAAAAGCCGCAGUCAGAGUUUCAACACUGACACAACCACCAGCGGCAUCAGUUCCAUGAGUUCCAGCCCAUCUCGAGAGACAGUUGGGGGUAUAGACUCUUCCACCAUCGACACGGACUGCGUUAGUCUCAAUACGGUCAUUAGUACUCAAACUAUCAAAACUCUUCAUGCUCUCACACCCCAGUCCAAUCAUCUGCCCCUGUCCAAAUCUAACUCUGUGCUCCUGAUGCCCCCUGGCUCCUCUCACACUCUGCCCCGAAGGGCUCAGUCCCUUAAAUCCCCAUCCGUUACAACCAUCUCAAGCCUGACAGACUGCAGCUUCAUGUACACAAGCCCACGGGACGCACUGGGCUACGCUACCCUCAAACGACUGCAACAACAGCGCAUCCAGUCCUCCCUCUCCCAUAGUGAGGCACUUGCCUCUCCAGCCAAAGAUGUUCUCUUUACUGAUGCAAUCACCAUGAAAACUGGCAGCCUGGACUCCAGACUCACACCGCGCAGGUUUAUCAAGGCUCUGAGUUUUGCUUCUUUGGAUAAAGAGGAUCUUCUAAGCCCCAUCAGUCAAACCUCUCUACAGCGCUCUUCUUCAGUGCGUUCCAUGGUGUCCAGUGCCACAUACGGCAACUCUGAUGAAUACAUUGGCCUUGCACUGCCAAUGGAUAUCAACAGCAUGUUCCAGAUUAAAGACAUACCAUACUUCCAGAAGAGGACGAGCCCACCAUCUGAAGACCGAUCUGCAAAGUUCUUCUCUGGGGAUGCUGAUGGUUCCAGUGAAGGCUCUAUGCAUUCUGUUUUGAGGUCUCAGUUGAGUAUUACAGAGCUGAUUGCGGUAAGCCGAACGGACCAGCAGCAGCUGCUGGGCACGGAAGAGACUGGCCUGCAGGAGCACAGUGAUGAGAACUGCCUUUACUGUGCAGGGAUAUAUGUGCUCGGCUGCAAUUCAAACACUCCCACCCAAAGACGCCCAGACUAUGCUGAUGCUCCAUACUCAGAAUGGUGCAAUCAGACCAUACACAACCUGGAAGUUAUGCCUCAGUCCAAGUUCUCGGGAGUGUCUGGCUGCAGCGACGCGGUCUCUCAGGGCUCUGGUGGCAGCACACCCAGCACUGAGCUAGUUCUUGGGGUGAAAAACAUUCCAGAGGAUGCUCCAGCUUGCCGGGUUCUUCUGAGGAAGGAGGUGCUUAGGCUGGUCAUCAACCUCAGCUCCUCAGUUGGGACUAAAGGGAAUGAAACUGGACUCCUCACAAUCAAGGAAAAGUUUCCCUAUGCGUUUGAUGACAUCUGUCUGUAUUCUGAAGUUUCCUACUUGCUGGCUAAUUGCAUGUUCAGACUGGCCUCGCGACGCUUCAUUCAGGAACUUUUCCAAGACGUUCAGUUCAUUCCGAUGUAUGAAGAGGCCCAGAGCAUUUUGUCAAUGCCAAAGAAGUUUACCACUCUAGAUCCUCCAUUAGAGUCGUGAACUUCUAGAUGUUUUUCAUAAUAUUUUCUUCUCAUGAUACACCAAGCUACCAAUCCAUUUCCCUGGUCUGGCUGUGCACUUAAGAUGAUUACGCAAUAAGAGACUAGGGCUAUGGAACAAACAUGGGUGGAUCAAGAGCGGAAGAGCGGUACGUUGUAAGAACAAACUCUUCACAAAUGAACAAAUGCACUCUACACAGAUGCUCUGUAGCCACCUGCAGUGGAUGCUGUAACCAAAUAUUCCUUUUGACUGACAGUUAUGAACUGUAGAGCAUUGAACAAAAAGUGAAACAUGAAAUAACUGGACUGACUUACUGCAGAAAAUAAAUGAGUCAAUGCAAAUGGUAUUUAUAAUGUAAGCGAGCAAAAUCAUUCAAGACAUUCAAGUUUUUUUAAUUACUUAGGUUAGUUAAAUAUCUGUUUGGCUGUUAUUGUCCUUUUUAAAGGCCAAUGCAUCUGGUUGCACAUAACAAAAUGUACCCUUGAUGCAGGAUCCUUCAACACUACAACAUUCUGGUUUGAUUGCCUUCCAGUUGGAAUUCUCUUUUUCUAAUUCUGGUUGUUCAAGGAAUAUGAAGUGGCUAUUGCAACAAGAAUAAGCAAGCACUUCACUUUAGUCCUGAUGUGAUUGAAAUAUAAGACAAUUAUCACUAAGUAGUAAUAAUGAGAAACUGCCAAUAUUUAUUUCCCUUUUUGUAACUGACACACAAAAUGGGUCUUUUCUGCCUAUUCGAAUCAAUUCUUGUCAUAGGGCUUCAAACAUGAAACCGUAAGAAAAUCAUCAAUAAAACCAUUCUCAAUUAUCUCAGUUAUUUUAAACGACAAUUUACGCAACAAUGGUUUUACUAAUUAAUUACACAGUAUGCAGUCUGCUCAUGUUUCAGAAAUGAGGCCUACACACUGAAAAUUUAUUCACAUGUACUUGGAGGUGUAGAUACACAAUCGGACAAUUAUCUGACCUUUCAAUCGUUCAAAAAAGUCUCACAUUUAAACCAACAGUAGACAAGAUAUUUAUUUAUUUAUUUACUUAUUUAUUGUUUGGUCCACACAGCUCCUAGAUCCCUUGUACUUAAGUUCUAGCUCAUUAGCCAGGGUUAAACUAUAGUUACAUUAUUUAUGUCUGACAGUCACUGUGCAGUACAUUGUCACCUUUUAAGUUAAUGACAGUAGAUAAUGGGUAAAGGCUUAAAAAAAGGAAAUUUAAAUGGAUUUCAUCAUUGCUAUUCAGCAGUUUUACUUUUACUCCAUUUCAAAUAUUAGUGAUGUUUAAUCAAAUGGAUUGUAGCGAACUAACGGAGUUAUCCAUACUGUAGGAAUAUUGCUUUCAGAAAGUUGUCUCCUUAAACGAAUGUUCCAGGUUUAAAUCAACAUUUAAGCAAAAUUGCAAAAAUGUAUUUUAACUCGUCCUUCCUUUUCUUUAAAAAUAAGCACAAAUCUGGGUUAAGGCACCUACAAUGGAAGUGAAUGGGGGUCAAUUGUUUUUAUUUUAAAUACUGUUUCAAAAGUUUAGCCACAUUACAUAAACAAUAUGCAUGUUAACAUGAUUUUAGUGUGAUAAAAUCACUUACUAACCUUUUCUGUGUAAAGUUAUAGCCAAUUUUACAUCUUCGGAAUCGUUGCCAUGACGAUGUAAUGUCAACAAAACCAAAAAUCCUAAAAAGACUUUACAUUUAAAAGUGAAAAGAUUAAAAAAAAAAAACUGUACAGCUCAAAUGUUACAUGAGUUUUAACAGAAUAAUUAAUAUUAGUGUUUUUAUAAAAUUAUACACUUCACAUUUCUGCCUUUUUAACCUCUCCAAAAAUGGGCCUCAUUCAUUUCCAUUGUAAGUGCCUCACUUUGUCCUCCAUAUUUACUUUUUAAAGAAAAGGAGGGACGAAUUGAAAUUACAUUUUGUGGUAAUCUACAUUAUGCCACAAAUGCUGUCGAUUGAUCUUAACUUGUAUUGAACCCGGAACAUUCCUUUAACAUUAGAGAAGCAUUCAUUUGUUUCAAAUGUAUUUGAUAAGUCAUCAACAGUCAGUCUUGUUUUUACUUUUGAAUGUGGUUUGUGGAUUUUGAGCAGGAGAAUUAAGGUUAAACUGACAAGAAAUGUUCAUCAUUUGUUCAACAAUGACUGAUCCACAAUCCAUUGAUUAAAAUGACAUGUUGUGCUUAUAAAUUUUACUGGCAAACAGUCAACAAUGAACUACUUUAUCAUCUUUAAUAUUUAUAUCUGUAAUUGUCAGUAUUGCACAUAGCCAUUCUGGUCUGAAGAGUUCUCAAAAUGUCUUUUCAACAUAGUUUGUUAACAUUGCAUAAAAACAUAAAAAAAAUGGUUAGAUCCCCAUUUGUAAUUUUGAAUUUGAAGUUAAUAUCUGAAUUAUUUCUAUGCAAUGUGCCUGUUUAUUCUAUAUACAUAAUUGAAUUGUUAAUGAAGAAUCGAUGACCGAUUUGUUUUCUUGUUGGCUGGACCAUUUAUUUGGGCUAUUUAGGCAGCUUUAAUUAUUUUGCCUUAAUUGCAUUCGUUUUAAUCCUAUUAAACUUAAUGAAAUUGUCCUUUUUUUUUUUUCUUUGAUUUAUUAUACUAAUA
Messenger RNA from Xyrauchen texanus (razorback sucker), 7738 nucleotides. RefSeq names its product rapamycin-insensitive companion of mTOR-like. The transcript has 38 exons. The record is from RefSeq and is a predicted model, not a curated record. NCBI's taxonomy places the organism in Eukaryota, Metazoa, Chordata, Actinopteri, Cypriniformes, Catostomidae. Gene Ontology annotation, molecular function: protein serine/threonine kinase activator activity. Bases 10 to 5169 code for a protein of 1719 amino acids. Gene Ontology annotation, cellular component: TORC2 complex. Gene Ontology annotation, biological process: positive regulation of phosphatidylinositol 3-kinase/protein kinase B signal transduction; TORC2 signaling.